This is a messenger RNA of Gorilla gorilla gorilla (western lowland gorilla), 641 nucleotides long. RefSeq names its product small integral membrane protein 23 (gene SMIM23). The record is from RefSeq and is a predicted model, not a curated record. The coding region runs from base 75 to 593 and encodes 172 amino acids. The transcript has 4 exons. Lineage: Eukaryota; Metazoa; Chordata; Mammalia; Primates; Hominidae.
CCACAGGUGGGGGAGGGGAAGGGUGCCCUUCUGUCUGUUGAGUGUGGUCCACCCAGGCAGCCAGAUCUGAGGCCAUGGCAACCCAGCAAGUGGACAGCAGAAGGCAGGUGGCAGCAGAGCAGGUGGCAGCCCAGCUGCUUGAACGGAGAAGGGGCAGCCACUGUGAUGACGAGAAGCAGGUGAGGCCAGGCCAGACGCUGUUGGCAUUGCUGAUCUUGGUGCUGUACUUGAGCACGGAGAUAUGGGGAAGCAGUUGGGAGGUGUCAGAAAGGAUCAGAGAAUGUAACUACUACCAGAAUCUUGCAGUUCCCCAGGGGCUUGAAUAUCAGACCGACGAGCCCUCAGAAGAACCGAUAAAGACCAUCAGGAACUGGCUGAAGGAGAAGUUGCAUGUCUUCUCGGAGAAGUUAGAGGAAGAAGUGCAGCAGCUGGAGCAGCUAGCGUGGGACCUUGAACUGUGGCUGGAUGCUCUUCUGGGAGAGCCGCACCAGGAGGAGCACUGCUCCACGUGGGGGUGGGCCUGGGGCCUGGGGAGAGAGCACAAAGGUGGGGAGGGGUUGCCAGGGAUUUCUCUAAGCAGGGCAGAGCUCUGACUCUUGAAGUUCCAGUCAGGCAAGAAAAUAAAGUAGUUGGGAAAUGAA